Molecule: messenger RNA, 837 nt
Organism: Exophiala spinifera
Lineage: Eukaryota; Fungi; Ascomycota; Eurotiomycetes; Chaetothyriales; Herpotrichiellaceae
Exons: 1
Coding region: 1-837 (278 amino acids)
Source: RefSeq, a predicted model, not a curated record
AUGUGCUUACCUACAGUUCUUCUCGUGCACGGAGCGUGGCAUUCUCCAGCGCACUUCGAGGCUCUGACAACUGCGCUUGAGGGACACGGCUUCAAGACUCUCACCGUCGCGCUUCCGAGUGUGCACUACGCUGCGCAAGGCCGUCCGCCACCGACAAAACUUGCAGCAGACGUCCAAGCCAUUGCCAGUCUGGCUGAGACAGAACUUGAUGCCAAUCCGCAGACCGACCUUGUCCUACUAGGCCACUCGUACGGUUGUGUCCCAGCCUCUUGCGCGGUCCAGUCUCUUGACAAAGCAACCCGACGUAAAUCGGGCCACGCCAACGGCAUCACUGCCCUGUUGGCGAUCUCUGGUGUCUUUUUACCCUCUGGCGCGUCCCUCUGGGAAAUGGGGGGAAGAAAAUUCCCGGCCCAGAUGAGCGUGUCGAAGCAGAGGUUUCCCGACCCGUCAGGCAAUGGACCUGACGUUGAGAUAGUGUUCACGACCCCCAUUGAUCGUCCAGGGCCGAUUCACCUAAUGUACCAUGACGUCGAGCCCAAAGAAGCCGAACGAUACGCGGCGAUGCUCAAACCUUUCAUCUUCAACAAUCACUACUCCACCGUGCCGUACGCAGGAUACCUCGCAGUGCCAACAUUCUAUCUUGUAUGCACCGAUGACCAUGCACUACCAUCUGCGGUACAGGAGAUGGUAGUCGCGGGAGCAAAUGCAGAUGUUGAAGCGAACGGUGGAGUUGCAGACGUUGAGGUUACCAAGAUCCAUAGUUCACAUAGUCCGUUCCUAAGCCACGUGGCAGAAACAGCAGACUGGAUCAGGACAUCUGUGAGCAAAGUCAAAUAG